CUGUCUUCGUAGAAGACAGCCAGUCACACACCGAUUGGCACCAUGGCAGCCCUUAGACCUCUAACCAAGCCUAAGAUUGUCAAGAAAAGGACAAAGAAGUUCAUUCGACAUCAGUCAGACCGCUAUGUCAAGAUCAAGAAAAACUGGCGCAAACCCAGAGGUAUUGACAACAGAGUCCGCAGGAGGUUCAAGGGACAGAUUCUGAUGCCCAACAUCGGUUACGGUAGCAACAAGAAGACGAAGCACAUGCUGCCCUCAGGGUUCAGAAAGUUUCUGGUGCACAAUAUUAAGGAGCUGGAGGUUCUCAUGAUGAGCAACCGGACCCAUUGUGCAGAAAUUGCCCACAAUGUAUCUUCUAAGAAUAGGAAGCUGAUUGUGGAAAGGGCAGCACAGCUGGCCAUUAAAAUCACCAACCCCAAUGCCAGACUUCGCAGCGAAGAAAACGAGUGAUCGUGGCCGUCUUUGUACUUUCAUUGUUUGCUGAAUAAAAAUGUUAAAAUACCAA
Megalops cyprinoides (Indo-Pacific tarpon) is the source of this 505-nucleotide messenger RNA. RefSeq names its product ribosomal protein L32 (gene rpl32). Gene Ontology annotation, biological process: translation. Gene Ontology annotation, molecular function: structural constituent of ribosome. Bases 43 to 450 code for a protein of 135 amino acids. The transcript is spliced from 4 exons. The record is from RefSeq and is a predicted model, not a curated record. Gene Ontology annotation, cellular component: ribosome; cytosolic large ribosomal subunit. Lineage: Eukaryota; Metazoa; Chordata; Actinopteri; Elopiformes; Megalopidae.